This is a messenger RNA of Plasmodium coatneyi, 1068 nucleotides long. Its product is annotated as RNA 3'-Terminal Phosphate Cyclase-like protein. Gene Ontology annotation, molecular function: RNA endonuclease activity. Gene Ontology annotation, cellular component: nucleolus. Lineage: Eukaryota; Apicomplexa; Aconoidasida; Haemosporida; Plasmodiidae. Gene Ontology annotation, biological process: endonucleolytic cleavage of tricistronic rRNA transcript (SSU-rRNA, 5.8S rRNA, LSU-rRNA). The record is from RefSeq and is a predicted model, not a curated record. Bases 1 to 1068 code for a protein of 355 amino acids. The transcript has a single exon.
AUGGGGAACGUAAAUGAUGAAGUGAGGAUAAGUGAUUUGGACAAUACAUUUCACUGUGGAAAGGAAAGAAGUAUUACCUACUUCCUUGAGUUCCUCCUUAUGGUAACUCCAUUUUUUAAAAACCCAGUCAAAUUGACGUUAAAAGGAAUAACCGAUGAUUCUACCGAUGCGACUGUUCAUACGUGUAAAAUUGUGAGUGAACACUUUUUUAAAAAUAUUUUAAAAUUAGACGAUUAUUUUUUGAACAUUACUAUUCUGAGAAGAGGAAUACGGUCAGACCCUUCAGGGGAAGUUCUCUUCUUUAUGAAUAACCUGAAGACAGUGGAACCUUUCGACAUGAAUGACGCUGGGGUGGUUAAAAAAAUAAGUGGGACAAUUGUUUGCAAUAAAAUAUCUGUUGUGUUUAGAAACAAAUUGAUGAAUUUUGCCAAAAAGAAUUUACUCAACUUUACUCCAUAUGUCAGCAUAGAAGCGGAGGAUGCUAAGGUAAAGAAUUUCAAAGCACAAAAUCAUUUUAUUUCCUUUUCCUUGUUUGCCCAUACGAAGAAUAAGUGCGUAUAUUCCACGGACUUGUGCGUGGACGAGUUUUUCUUGAACCACGCACGGGGCGUCCUAAACAAGGGGGGUGAAGGAGGCGAAAUUGAUGACCAGGACGAAGCAAUGAGUGACGAAGUAACGGACGAUGAAGCAACAAACAAACCCGAGAUAAGGCACCGCAGCGCCGAAGCAGAAAAACAGAAUAUAACCCUACAUGAUGCAGACAUAUACGAACGGCUGGGAUUUUUUAUAGCCCUUAAAAUGAUGAACGAAAUAAAGGGGCUUCCGUCGGUCGAUUCCAACUACCAGUGGCUGCCCUUGUUGUACAUGGCCCUGGGAAAUGACUUAGCCGUUUCGAAAAUUUCCUUGAGCAUGGUAAAGCCAUAUUCCAUUGCGCUGAUGAGAUUGCUGAGGGACUUUUUCAAUGUCGUGUUUGAUAUUAAGAAAGUGGAGAAGUCCCCAGUGGACCACUCCUACCUGAUCAAGUGUGUGGGCAUAGGCUAUCGCAAUAUUUCUAAGAAGACCUUUUAG